Ostrinia nubilalis (European corn borer) is the source of this 6065-nucleotide messenger RNA. RefSeq names its product protein toll-like. Gene Ontology annotation, molecular function: protein binding. The transcript is spliced from 8 exons. The coding region runs from base 125 to 3013 and encodes 962 amino acids. The record is from RefSeq and is a predicted model, not a curated record. Gene Ontology annotation, biological process: signal transduction. NCBI's taxonomy places the organism in Eukaryota, Metazoa, Arthropoda, Insecta, Lepidoptera, Crambidae. Gene Ontology annotation, cellular component: extracellular matrix.
GGGGUGAGAGUGCGCGCGGUUGUUUUACAAUUUUAUAUUUACGAACAUGUUUGAUAGUUAUUUGUGAUACUAAAACUAUGAUAAUAAUAUGUGAUUGUGUUGUACUUGAGAUGAUAUUCUAAGGAUGCCUGGACGUUUUUCAAAGAGAUUUUUGGCAGAAGCAGCGCUGCUCUUCCUUGCCGUAACCAGCGCCCGCGCAGCUUGCCCCGCCGGCUGCCGCUGCGCCCAGAGAGGGGGGCAAGAAGAGUACCGUUGCGAGAGGGGAGGGGACAAGUUCGUCGUCAUCGUGGAUGUGAACGAGAGGGCGCAGGUCUACUGCAAGGGAGGUCGCCUCAGCUGCGCCAGCUUCCCCCAACUCACAGCAACCCACAACGGGGUCCUGCCGACGCUGCAGCUGGACUCGUGCUUGCUCCCGGACUCGCUUGCCUGCUUACUGCCACGGCUGGGGGCAGGAGCGGUGGGCGCCUUGCGGGUGGAAGGCUGCAGCGAACUGACUGGUUCCCAUGUUGCAGAGUUGAAGGGACUACAGUCGCUGUGGAUCUUGGACACUGGUUUCCAAAAGACGCUUCCUUUCGACGCUAUAGCAAGACUCCCAACCCUCAUAGAUCUCCAUGUGAAGAACAGCAUCAUCCAGCUGACGCCGAGCCUCGUCCAGAACACACAUCUUCAAACGUUAGAGCUGGGACUCAACCACAUCAGAGAGAUCCCUCCUGGCACCUUCAGAACUUUCCCCAACCUGACCCGGCUGUUCUUGUACGGGAACAAGAUUGAAAAUAUAUCGGAAGAGGACUUUGACGGUCUGCACAACCUCAGGCACCUGGAUCUAUGCCGCAACCCCCUGCGUACAUUGCGCGCGCGCGUUUUCGCCAGCCUGCCGGGACUGCGCCGCCUCACGCUGGCACAGACCGGCCUGGAAGUGAUCAAGACCGGAGCCUUUGAGGGACUGGCUGACCUUGAAGAGAUCGACAUCAAAGCAAGUAAAUCCUCGCUGAAGUUCGAGAGCCUCUCUCUAUCCAACCUGCCAAGGCUCAAGCAUAUCCUCAUACACUCCACACCGCUAUACCCUCUACCAGAAGAUCUAUUCACCAACUCCAAAGCUAUAUACUACAUAAACAUCACUAAGUGCGGUCUCAGUGAACUUCCAAGGAAGUUAUUCCGCGACCAGAGACAAAUGAAGAUAUUAGAUCUGAGCCACAAUAACAUUGAGAUACUGCCCGAAGAGAUUUUCUGGCCUCUUGACAAUUUGGCUGAGUUGAACUUGACUGGGAACCUGAUUGAAGUGUUACCUUGGAGGCUCUUUGAAGGUCUGACCAACCUCAAAUCGAUCUUUAUUGACGACAACCGUCUCUCUUUCAUCUCGCCUUCCACCUUCAACGGGCCAAAGAACCUUAACAGACUGUCCUUACGAAACAACCAAUUAAUGCUUGAAGACGGUAAAGAAGAUUCACCGUUUGGAGAUCUGAGUUAUCUAGAAGAAAUAGACUUGAGCGGGAAUUUGAUAAGGAAGGUGUUCGACGACUGGCGGCUGGCGUGGGUACACUCCAUAAGGACGAUAGACUUGUCCAGGAAUAGGAUACGUGCUUUGAGGGCACAAGACGUCGAGUUCCUCGGCUUCAACGUGACCGUGGAUCUUCGGUACAACAACAUCACCACCAUCGCUGUGCGCCCCAAUCUCCACGACGCUACGGAAUACGACGGCGCGACUUUCCUUUUGGGGAACAACCCUAUAAACUGUAAUUGCGACUUGCACCCUUUCUUGUACUUCACUAGACACCACCAAAACCCAAAAUUUGUUUUAGAAAACACACUUUGUACUUCUCCAAAUAUCUUGAUCAAUAAUUCAAUACACGACUUGCCUUUAGAAUCCUUAUAUUGUGAUGUUAAUAAUAGUGAAGGAUGUCCAGAAUCUUGUUCCUGUAAAAUUCGACCGGAAACUUCUACGAUUGAAUUCGAUUGCUCCAGAACUCCACCUCUAGGAUUUCCUGAUGCAAUGAGCGUUAAUAUGAAAAGUACUAAAGUCAGAAUCAGAAAUAUUCAAGUUCCUAUGAAUUUACCUGAAAAUGCAGUGUUUUUAGAUCUCCACAAUUUGAGCCUUACUGAAGUGCCUGAUAUACCUGAUGGUAUUGUGGAAUUAGAUUUAAGAAAUAAUGAUUUAACGGCAAUACCAGAAGAUGCUUUGAGAGAUAAUCUGACUUUGUAUUUAGCUGGUAAUAAAAUUUCGUGUUCCUGUUGGAAUAAGCAUCAAAUAGAUUUGUUAUACAAAAGUAAGGAUAAAAUCAAAGAUUAUGAUGCUAUAGUGUGUAACGACGGGUCGUAUUUGGCUAAAUUAGAACCGGGGCAUUUAUGUGACGUGUGGUGGGCGACCGUAGUGGGGUCUGCCUUAGCUGCUGCAGGCCUACUGGCAGCAGUGGUGGUGGUUUUAGUCUACUACCGCAUCAGAAAGAUCGAGAAAUUCAUAUACACUCGCGGCUGGCCUCUCCCCCCGUUCAUGUACGAAGAAGACGUCGACAACAGAACUACCGACGUUCUCAUAUCUUACCCCGAUUCGUUAGAGAAAUUCGUUGUAACUCAACUGGUUCCACUUUUGAGGCGCGCUGGGUUCUCGGUGAGUCUUCGCUGCGUGAACUGGGAUGUAGGGGACUACCUUCCUGUGAAAGUCACCAAUUUGGUCGAGGACUCUCGUAGGACACUGGUCUUGUUGUCCAAUGAUUACUUCGAAUCGGACGCUCGGCUUGAACUUCGCGCUGCUCUAAUGGACGAAAGACGCAGCAAAAGAAAACGAGUCUUAUUGGUACUUACAGAAGAAUUACAAUCCGAUCCCAGUCUGGAUAGAUUCAUCCAGACGAGGAAUAAUUUGAGUCUUAGAGACGACCAGUUCUGGGAGCAGUUGCUGACGCAAUUGCCAAGGAAAAGGAAGCCGAAGGCGAAAUCAGGUCAGAAAAUGAAAAAUGUGCGUUCGACCCUCCAUCAAGACAUGUUGUGCAAUUCUAAGAUGUCUUUGAACAGGUUAUGACCUUUACAUACGUAAAUAGUUCAAUUUUUUAUGUCCUAGUCUAAUAUUUAGUCAGUUAUUAUUCCUAGAAACUAGUGUUUCCAAACUAGUGUUUUUCUUCUUCAAAAGCGUACAGCGGUGUCACGUGUAGGUGGAUAUAAAGCGUAACAUUAUUUUCAAUACUCAAUACAUAAUUAUUUAUUGCAUCUAUGUUAUAAAUAGCCAAUCUGUUAUAACAUCAGUACUAUGCAAGUUCAAAUGUUAAAUAUUAUUCGUUUAGUUUAGUUAGUUAAAAUAUUUUUAGUUCAUUAAACAGGAUAAAUUGUGAUAUUGAAAUCAUUGGAAUCCUUUUAAAAUAAGACUCUAAUACUCAUGUUCAUAGCGUUAGAGCCGAGUUUUCCCAAAUAUGAGACAAAUCCAAUAAGUUAUUGUGUAUAUUUUUACUAUUUAUUUGUAUUAAUAGUGUGUCGAAAUAAGAUGCCACAUUGUUAAGCUUGCUGUUGGUCUGUAAAAGUUUUUUAUUUAUUGCCAUUUUAAGUCAUUGGAUCCGGCUUAUUUGGGGAAUGUUUUUUUUAUGUGACAGGAGGCAAACGAGCAGACGGAUCACCUGAUGGUAAGUGAUUACCGUCGCCCAUAGACACCCGCAGACCCAGGGGCGUUACAGGUGCGUUGCCGGCCUUUAAGGUGAAGAUACGCUCUCCUCUUGAAAGCUUGCAGGUCGUAUCCGUCCGGAAACACCGCAGACGACAUUCCAUUCCACAGUUUGGUUGUACGGGGCAGGAAGUUUCUAGAGAAACUUACCGUUGUGGACUGCCAACCAUCUAAGUGAUGGGUAUGGAAGUGCUGUCGGGUAGAUCGGUGGCGAAAAGUGGCGGCAGGAAUAAGUCCGGACAAUUCUUCGGAGCACUCCCCGUGAUACAUGCGAUAGAAGAUGCACAGUGAGAUACAUCUCUACGCAGCGCCAAGGGGUCAAGCCGAUCCGAAAUGUCCUGGCAGUCAACGAUUCGAGCUGCUCUCCGUUCAAUGCGGUCCAGAGGGAGAAGCUGGUACUGGGGCGCACCUGCCCAAAGAUGAGAACAGUAUUCCUAUUUCCGUAUUAUUAUGAGGCCGAAACUGCGCCUUGUAAAGUUGCAGACGAUGGGCUGGAGUGAAAUACCGUCUCGAUCUAUUGAGCACACCAAGCUUCUUCGAGGCUAAUUUAGCCUUAGUGCCUUUUCACACGUUCCGGUUGCUGGCUAUCCGGCGCCGGGUACCCGGUGGUGAAGUGUAUGGGCAUGGUACGGAGCUUUCACAUGUUCCGGCGUAAAUUAAUCCGGCAGGCGGUCGCCGGGUGCGCGCCGGAUCCACCACUGUACGUCCGGUCGCCGGGCACCGGUUAGCCGGCCGCCGAACUGACAGUGGUGUAUGGAACACGCAACUAGCUUUCACACGCGCCGGCCGGUCAGUCGUCCAGGUACAGUCUGCGAGAGUUGCAGUUUCUCAUUUUUGUAUCCUGACGUUGCAAAGAGUUCUUCAAACGGUUAUGUAAUUCAUCAAAAGUAGUUGUACUUGAAAAACCUGUCUUCAUGUGCUCGUAGAUCUGGGAAUAAUGUAUAGAAUGCACCUAAUGCUUCUCUUUUCAUAUUAAUUGCAUGAACCCAAUAAUUUCUUGAUAUUUCUUUCCAGCGCAGAUAUUUUCGUCUUCGAUAUUUUAUUUUAUUUAUUUUAUUAUGCAUAACUAGGCAGGUAUUUGAUCAAAAUCGCACCUGAUGUUAAGUGGGAUGCAGUCUAGGAUAUAAAAGCCACAUUGCAAUUAUUUGUUCACGGUCCAUCUUUGAAAGUAUGAAAUGAACGAGACUGUACUCUUGUCGGCUCUCUAGUCGAUCAACCGGAGCGUGUGAAAGCUCAUUUGACGCCGGGUAGCCGGCGCCGGUUAGCCGGCAACCGGAACGUGUGAAAAGGCACUUACCCUCUAAGUGACCACGGAACUGGACUUCGCUCGAUAUGUCGACACCAAGGAUUCCGAUAUUGGCUGAGGCAGUUAGGGGAGUGUUCUCGAAACUGCGGGAUACCAUCUUUUUGGCGGUGAACGCGCAAACUUGUGUACCAUGUAUCAUGAGUAAAGUUUUAUUUUAAAAGGAUACCAACGAUUUAAACACCCUGUAUUAGUACGUAAUUUGGUUCAUAAGUUAAUGUGUAGUAAUGCUGCGGGUAGACAAUGAAGUGCCCCUGUUCGAAAUAAUGAGGGCUAUCGUUUUAGCGCUCACCAGUUAGCGCCACUGUAGAGUAAGGUCCUGUCACUUGCUAGUAGCGAAGACAGUGGCACCAACUGGUGAGCGCUAAAGUGGUAGGAGGACUAUCGCAUUUGCACUCAUCAAGAUGGCGCCACUGUAGAGUAAGGUCCUGUCAAUCGCCAGGGGUGCCAACUGUUAAGUAUAAAAACGAUAGCCCUCAUUGGCAAUAUUAUUGUCUAGCGCCAUCUAUACCAAAUAAUCGUGCGCCUGUCAGGAAUUUGAGACUGAUUGUUUAUUUUAAGUACAAACAUUAAUGUAAGUUUCGAAUCUUAUAAGUUCUAUUAUAUUAUUGAAAAUUAAUUGCUAUUCGUUUUACUUACUGCUUGGUCGGUAUUAGAAAUGAUUGUUGCGACUUGAGCGUUGAGAAAACGUGGAAAAGUUGCGAGGAAAGUAGUAAAACAAUUUUUAGGGUUCCAUAACUCAAAAGGAAAAAGCGGAACCCUUAGGAGCACUUUGUUGUCCUAAAUUAAAUAAGUACUUAGAUUAAGUUUAAAUACGUUGUAAAUAUUGAUUGACUUCUAGUGUAUGUCUUGUUGGUUGUUCUAUUAAAUAAAUAAAUGAUUAAAUUUAGAUUCUCUUGAGUUUCGAGGUAUAUGUUUUUGCACCAUAAAUGAAAGUAUCUUUGUAUAUAACGACUUAUGUAAACUCAGCAUAAAAUGUAUUUAAAGGGUUUUUUUAAUGAUAACACAAUUUAUUUAUUAAACCAAUACUUACUUUGAUUUGGUUGAUCAAAUAAGUUUAAAUAAUAAGGUAAUACGUGCCAUAGCCGUUAAAGCAACGAAAUAUUAAAUUUAUUUAUC